AUGCGCCUCACGCGAUGCGUGCUCUCACAAAAAGGCGGCGCAGUUGAGCGCAGCGACGCUCCGACGGCGAAGAUCCGGCCGAAGGCGAGUGCGCCCGCGCAGCGCCGCGCGCGCGCGCAAAAGCGCUGGCGCCGAGUGCGCGCCGCCGUCGCCGUCACGUCCGUCCUCAAGGACUACUGCGUCAACUCCUCCUUCCACGGGCUGCGCUUCGUCGCCGACAGCCAGCGCCACUGGACCGAGAGGCAAAACAACGCCAUCAGCUUCGCCGCGGAGACCAACUACAUCGACUGGAACACAGAGUUCCCCACCGUCGCCGUCUGUGAGACGGACAACGACGACCGCAUCGACUGGCUGCGCUCGCAGUUUGAAAAUUCUGACGAAAGAAACUACGACAUCGACGAAGUGUACAAGGAGAUAACGUACUUCCGGGGAGAAGGAAACUUUAUCAAGAGCACCUGCUUUUCCCCAGACGGCGUCUUCGACGAGAACAGCGGUUGCCCCGUCAACAACUUCGUGGAAAUCGCCAAAACAUACCGCACGCCGUGCUCCUUGAUGUUCGGCGAGUGCUCGUGGAACGGAGAGCCCUUCAAGUGCUGCGACCACUUCCGGCCGCUGCCCACCGAGAUCGGCACGUGCUUCGCCUUCAACAGCGUGCAGACCGACUCUGGCCCCGUGAAACCGCUGAACACGCAGUCCAAUAAGAAGACUGGGGCGGGCAAACUCAUGACUCAAAUAGCAGUGCCAACUACUGUGUACGUGCUGGCGCGCCAGGAGGUGCCGACGCUCAACUCGAUCGAGCGCGUCAAGUUCAGCACCAAGGAGGGCACGCUCAUCAAGCGCUGGUUCUCCGUCAAGGACGUGGAGAACGAGGCGCUGGUGCACGAGGCGACGCUGCGCCAGCGCGGCUGCCGCUUCCGCGACGGCGACGGCGACGCCCGCGCGCACGCGCUGCAGGUGUACCGCAAGUACUCGUACAGCGCCUGCAUCACGCAGUGCCGCAAGGACGAGCAGCUGCGCCUCUGCAACUGCACCUCGCACCAGACGCCGCGCGCGCGUCCCGAAGAAAUAUGUGACAUGAAAGGUUUACUUUGCCUCAGUGCACAUUACAUGAGGUUAUCCGUGCUGCGACACAAAGACAGCAAACAAAAUCGUCUGUACUGCCCUUGCACACUUAGCUGUGAAGACCAAGAACUAAAGGACACUUAUGGAACUUUGUCAGAAUCAUCAUUAGAAAAUGUGUCAACUGUAUACGUUAUGUUGGACAGUUUACCAACUGUUCGUUUCAAGCGCCAUGUGGUUCGAGGGAAAUUGGACUUAGUUGUGUACAUGGGAGGAACAACUGGUCUGCUUGUUGGUGCAAGUUUGUUGAGCUUUGUGGAAGUUCUGUAUUAUUUCACACUGCGAGUAUGUGGCGGCUCGGAUGAUAAAAGCGCCAGCGCCUCUGGUGGCACAAAGACUGAAUCAGCCCCGGCAAGCAGGACAAUAGAAGUGUUCUCCACAUCCAACUCUGUGUCCGGGCCAAGGGUUGAAAUGGUGCCAGCAAACAAGGAUUCAUUUAUGUAUCAAAAAACCUCUACUCUGUACUGA
Messenger RNA from Gryllus bimaculatus (two-spotted cricket), 1587 nucleotides. NCBI's taxonomy places the organism in Eukaryota, Metazoa, Arthropoda, Insecta, Orthoptera, Gryllidae. The record is from the annotation of a GenBank genome assembly.